Drosophila ficusphila is the source of this 1667-nucleotide messenger RNA. Its product is annotated as prolyl 4-hydroxylase subunit alpha-2. The record is from RefSeq and is a predicted model, not a curated record. Lineage: Eukaryota; Metazoa; Arthropoda; Insecta; Diptera; Drosophilidae. Bases 60 to 1667 code for a protein of 535 amino acids. Gene Ontology annotation, biological process: peptidyl-proline hydroxylation to 4-hydroxy-L-proline. Gene Ontology annotation, cellular component: endoplasmic reticulum. Gene Ontology annotation, molecular function: protein binding; L-ascorbic acid binding; iron ion binding. The transcript is spliced from 6 exons.
CAGCAAGCCAAAUCCGCGGUCCGCAGUCUGAAAGCCGCUUACGUUUUCGGUUAAGUGAGAUGUUUUCGGCCAAGUGUGUCCUUUUUCUGGUGCUGCAGGUUGCAGCCUGCAAUGCAGAGUUUUUCAGUUCCACCUCGGGCCUGGAAAAGCUGUUUGAAACGGAGGUUAUGCUUUUGGCAGAGCUGCAGAAAUACGUGAACGAAAUUAACCAACAUGCAGAGGCUCUGCAAAGUGAGAUCGACGCUAUCCGCUUGGAACACCUGAAUGCCGCCGAGGGCUUUGACGACUACCUCAACAAUCCGGUGAACGCAUUCCGGCUAAUUAAACGUCUUCACAGCGACUGGGAAACCUUCGAGGGCAGCAUUGCCUCAGACACGAGUCGCUCAGACUAUCUCGAAUCAAUGGGCAGACUUAAGGAGAAUCUGAGCUUUCCUUCGCAGGAUGACUUUGUGGGAUCGGCAAUCGCCUUGACUCGACUGCAGCAGACUUACCAACUCGACGUAGGGGAACUCGCCAGUGGAAUCCUCAAUGGAGUCAAAUAUGGGACGGCCAUGUCCUGGCAGGACUGCUUCGUCCUCGGCCAGCACCUGUACGCGUUGAGGGACUACAACCACACAGUUCCCUGGCUGCAGCAGUCGAUGCAGCUGCUCGGGCAGCAGUCCUACGGAUCGGAGUCCGCCUCCCUGGACUUCAUGGAGGCGGUGGUGGACUACCACCGGGAGAUGGGAGCCCACGAGAGCGCCUUGCGGCUGGUGAACCACGUCCUGUCCAUUGAACCAGAGCAAAGGACCCACCUUCUGGAGACUCGUCAGCACCUGGAGGAGCUCAUCACCGACGGGGACAAGAACGGGUUGCUCCACAUGACUGCCCGCAGACCGGGGGACUACCACGAAUCCCGGGAGUUCCGCAUGUACGAGCAGGUGUGCCGAGGGGAGCUAUCUCCACUGCCUUCCAAACAGAGGAGGUUCAGGUGUCGCCUGAGGAGGAGUAGACUGGGGUACGCCCCCUUCAAGCUGGAGGAGCUCCACUUGGAUCCCCUGGUGGUGCAGCUGCACCAGGUGGUCAGCGAGAAGGACUCGGAGCUUCUGCAGAAGACCGCCAGACCCAGGAUAAAGAGGUCCACUGUCUACUCACUUGGAGGAGGUGGAGGAUCCACUGCAGCCGCCUUCCGCACGAGUCAGGGUGCCUCCUUCAACUACUCCAGGAAUGCGGCCACCAAACUGCUUAGCCGGCAUGUGGGUGACCUAUCGGGUCUGAAUAUGGAGUACGCUGAAGAUCUGCAGGUGGCCAACUACGGGAUCGGCGGACACUACGAGCCGCACUGGGACAGCUUUCCCGAGAACCACAUUUACCAGGAGCACGAUCUCAACGGAAACCGAAUCGCCACGGGAAUCUACUAUCUUUCCGAUGUGGAAGCUGGAGGGGGAACAGCUUUUCCCUUCUUACCCCUGCUGGUGACCCCAGAAAAAGGGAGCCUGCUCUUCUGGUACAAUCUUCAUCCAUCGGGAGACCAGGACUACCGAACCAAGCACGCCGCUUGUCCUGUUCUGCAGGGCAGCAAGUGGAUUGCCAAUGUUUGGGUGCGAGAACGCAACCAGGACAAAGUAAGGCCCUGCGAUCUCCAACGGAACCACGAAAUCUCAUUGCAUUACAGGGAAUUUGACUAA